GCCAGCGUGAUGGGCCGCAUGUCCUUCUUCGGUGGAGGGUACUGCAUCUCCAAGUACGGCGUGGAAGCCUUCUCUGACAGCCUCAGGCUGGAGAUGCACAGCUUCGGGGUGAAGGUCUGCGUGAUCGAGCCAGGCUACUUCAAGACAAUGAUCACCAACGUUGAGAACCUGGAGAAGAAUUUUCAUGACAGCUGGGGGAAGCUCCCUGAGGAAAUCAAAGCGAGUUACGGGGAGAAUUAUUUAAGGGAGUAUGUGGCAUUGCUCAAGGUGCUGCAGAAAGCCUACAGCUCCAACCUGUCACUGGUCACCAACUGCAUGGAGCACGCGCUGACCAGCCUCCACCCCCGCACGCGCUACUCCGCUGGCUGGGACGCCAAGCUGCUCUACAUCCCCCUCAGCUACCUGCCCUCAGCGCUCAGCGACGCCCUGUUCACCUUUUUCUACCCCAAAUCUGCUGGGAGAGCCUAAGGUGGGGUUGGAGCUGGCAGCCAGAGUGAGAUCAAUAAGACCUGGUGGGAUCCAAAACUGGCUGCAGCCAAGGCUACACCGAGGUCCCUGAAUCUGUAACUGCAUGUCCGACCCUCUGUCCCCUGCUCACGGAUGGGUUUGUCCUGAAUAAAGACCCUCUGUCCCCUCCUG
This is a messenger RNA of Lonchura striata (white-rumped munia), 639 nucleotides long. Its product is annotated as retinol dehydrogenase 16. NCBI's taxonomy places the organism in Eukaryota, Metazoa, Chordata, Aves, Passeriformes, Estrildidae. Gene Ontology annotation, cellular component: intracellular membrane-bounded organelle. The record is from RefSeq and is a predicted model, not a curated record. Gene Ontology annotation, molecular function: oxidoreductase activity. Gene Ontology annotation, biological process: steroid metabolic process.